CAAUUAGGGGGAGAGAGUCAUUGCAAAACAGCCAUACGGCCAUACCCCAAAUCAAUCUAUCAUUCAUCCCCCAAACCCUUCUCACCGUUAGUCAUUGCUAGCCCAAACCCUAGAUUUCUCCCACCGCCCUCCCAACCAUUCUGUACAAUCCGGCCGAGAGUCUCUUCCUCCAGGCGCAAGAACCAAAAGGCCGCAUCUUCUUCCUGCCGGCGACCUCUGCAUCAAUCGCUGGCCAGCUCUAAGAGGAAUCAAACUUUGAAAUCUCCUACGAUGAGCAUAACGACAACAGCGGAGAAGUAUUGCACCCAUUCCUUUCCCUCGACUUUCACCCAAUCUCCUGUCUCCUGUCCAGCGCUGGCGCCUAUUGACGUGGCCGUUUGAAGAUGUGAUUCGGUGGUGCUGUUGUCGGCUUUGUCACCUGGAGAAGCAGUUUGUAAAGGGAUCAACGAUGGUAACAUGAUGUCUCUCCUGAGAGCUUAGAGUAAUGGUCAUACUGCUUGAAGUGCUUUGUGGAGGUUGCAAUCUCAGGGUGUCCUACCAGAUUGUGCAGCUCUAUUUCUACUAACCCAUAGCAACUACACCAUUAUCCUUGCAACUAUAACAACGUAUGGUGGGAGGUUUGGAAACUUUGGCAGAUUGUAAUUUACGAGCUAUUUGCCACAUGAAUUAGCUUACAUCAUUCUUGUAGCAGUAAAGUAGGAUUUUAUAUUCAAGCAGGUGUUGUAGUGAAAUGCCAAUACAGAAAUAUAUAUUAUUCCAUUGUGAUUGAUAAUAGUUUGUCAGAAACUAGCUUGUAUACAAGGAAACUCAGGUAUAUAUAUAUAUAU
Molecule: messenger RNA, 827 nt
Organism: Linum tenue
Lineage: Eukaryota; Viridiplantae; Streptophyta; Magnoliopsida; Malpighiales; Linaceae
Source: the annotation of a GenBank genome assembly